This is a messenger RNA of Leptinotarsa decemlineata (Colorado potato beetle), 2208 nucleotides long. Its product is annotated as Rac GTPase activating protein tumbleweed. Gene Ontology annotation, molecular function: GTPase activator activity. Gene Ontology annotation, biological process: mitotic spindle midzone assembly; mitotic cytokinesis; Rho protein signal transduction. The record is from RefSeq and is a predicted model, not a curated record. Gene Ontology annotation, cellular component: midbody; nucleus; spindle midzone. Lineage: Eukaryota; Metazoa; Arthropoda; Insecta; Coleoptera; Chrysomelidae.
AGAUUGUUCUAUAAGUCAUUCAAACCGUUACAAAAAUAAGUCGUUAAAAUUUAAAAUGUUUCAGAAGCUGUUGUGAGUUGUGUUAUUUGUGAAUAUUUAUAAUAACAAUAAAAAACGAAAAUGUCUGAUGCUCUGGUAGAGCCUUUCAAAACGCCUCUUUCGGCUCUUCAUGUAGCGAGAUGUACAUCAGAUAGUGAAGAAAGUUCAGCCUCAGACUAUGGCUCUUCUACUGGUGGUUCUAACGGUGAACUCACGAUUGUAGCUCUAUACGACGAAUAUAAACGCUUGAUAGAUCAAAAACUAGAGGAUAAAUUCCGUAUGGUGGAAUCUUACCUCAACUUUGCCGAAGAAACAAAGUUGAUGCACCUAGAAUUGAAAAAAGCCCUUACCGAAUGCCAGAGGUUACAAAACGUGUUGAAUGAUAAGGUAUUGGAGAAUACUGAGUUACAAAAAUCUCUCUGCAAUGCCAGAGGCCUGUUGGAUGCAGAGAAGAAAAAAAGGAAACAUGUCGAACAGGAACUUGAGAGUUUGGAGCACAAAAUUGGCGCUUUCUGCAAUGAGUUGACUAGGGAUCAGAGAAAUAAGAUAGCAGACGAAACUAGGGAGCAAAUCAGGAAUCUCCAUUCAGGAAGGUUGAUUUGGAGUGACCUGGAUCGUUUGAGCGCAAUCAGAGAGGUCAACACAACAGGAUCCAUUCUGUCUGACUUCAGUUUCUCAAGAUCAGAAGACGACUUGGAUUCUUCAAGAUCUCUGAGGCCAGGCCGAGAGUGGAACAAACGUCAACCGACUUCAGACAAAAAUGAACCCGCUAAAAAGAAGCGGCGCUCUGGUUCAAAUAAGGUUGUUGAGAUAGGAGAAUCUGAAACCGUGAAAGCUACUACCACUUUAACUUUGUCAAAGAACGGACCAAUUACUGCCACAUCUAUCAUCGAAUCAGUCCCGAAAACAGAGGAAGCUAACCUAGCUCCUCCUAAUUUGGUGUUUGAAUCAUGGGCUCGUCAAGAAAAUAAUUACAACACUCCAAACCAAGAAAGAAACAACAUUUUGCGCCAACACUGUUUCAUGCAAAAGACUGUUGUGAUGCCUGAAAAUUGCUCAGCUUGUGAGAAAAGGGUACGAUUCGGAAGAUCUGCAAUAAAAUGUAAAGAAUGCAAGUCCUUGUGUCACAUAGAAUGUAAGGAUUUGUUACCUUUGCCUUGCGUUCCUGUCAUGAAUACUCCUAGUUCCAAGAAAGUUACUGGAACAAUAGCAGAUUAUACGCCUAUGACUCCUCCAAUGGUGCCUUCAUUGAUUAUACAUUGUGUUACAGAAGUUGAGCUUAGGGGAUUGAACGAACUUGGAAUCUACAGAAUCCCAGGGUCUGAAAGGGAUGUUAAGGGGCUCAAGGAAAAAUUCUUGACUGGCCGAACGACCCCAUCUGUGAAAGAAUUAGAUAUACAUGUCAUAUGUGGCUGCAUCAAAGACUUUCUGCGUUUGCUCAAGGAACCGUUGAUCACCUAUGCUAGAUGGAAUGAUUUCAUCCAGGCAGUAAGGGCUAAAGAUCCACAAGACAUCGAACCGGCUCUAUAUGAAAUUAUCUCGCAACUGCCUCAACCUAACCGUGACACUUUAGCGUAUAUGAUCCUUCAUUUGAAGAAGGUAUCAGAAUCGCCCGAGUGUAAAAUGCCAUCGACCAAUUUGGCCAAGGUAUUUGCUCCUACCAUUGUGGGGUAUUCUUCAGAUGAACCUGAUCCAAAUAAAUUAAUUGAAGAAACUAAACUUAUCAUGAAGGUGAUGAGCCACCUGAUUGAUCUACCUUCGGAUUAUUGGUCGUCUUUUGUGAAUGUUUCUUCAGUCCCCUCGUCUGGUAAACUGCAGCAGACCCCUAGUACGGACUCGCUUUUGAGGCCUACAUCCCAUAGGAUUUUCACCUCGGGCAGCAGAUCGGAAUUGAGCAGGUUCAAAAGAAAACGUGAGGGUAGGGUAUUUAAUACCCCUCCGACAUAUAAGUAACCGUUUUUUCGAAUUUUUUUGUUCAUGUCUAUACUUUUAUGUUUUGUUCAGUAUUUUACGGUGUUUGAACUACUAUGGUUUCAAAGACGCUUUUUUGUAUGAUAAAAAUUAUGAUUUGUUUAAAUAGUCAUAUUUCCCAGAUGCAUCUGACUAUGUAAAUCACUACUUAAUAUUUUGUUUUUUUUAUGUGCUUUUAAUACAUAUUAUUUAUAUUCA